Messenger RNA from Orbicella faveolata, 3276 nucleotides. RefSeq lists its product as uncharacterized. Gene Ontology annotation, molecular function: NAD+ poly-ADP-ribosyltransferase activity. Gene Ontology annotation, cellular component: nucleus. The record is from RefSeq and is a predicted model, not a curated record. Lineage: Eukaryota; Metazoa; Cnidaria; Anthozoa; Scleractinia; Merulinidae.
GUGUUACUUUCGCGCCAUUGGGAUGAAUGGAUGAAUGCGCUUUCGAGUUCUUUGUGCAUCAUAUCAACACAGUUAAUUUGGCCGAGAAGGAGAAGUGAAUUAAGAGAUUAUUUCAGCUGUUCAGGUAAUUUAUGGAGACUUGCAUGCAGUGACGAACAGGAUCCUUUGCAGAAAUUAUAUGGUCUGAAAAAGUAAUCAACAUGCAACAGCCAAAUCGUUCUACCUCAACAGUGACUGGUGUUCCCAGUGUUGCAAGCGAAGUAAGUAACUCAUCUUCUGACACAGAAUCUGGUCAGAGGUUUGAAGACAAUCUUGCUACUUUGUCUGAAAUGUUUCCAGCGUAUGACGUUGCUACCUUAAGGAAUUACCUGGAGAGUUUCCAUGACAACCCCAACUGUAUGCCAAUAAUUGUUAGCAUGCUUCUGGAAGGGGACUGUACACCAGGUGUGAAUUUCGGGCAAAAUUCAACACAACAACAGUGUGGAUUGAAACACAAGGCAGAUGCUUCUACUGUUGAAGAUAGCUUGCACAAUGAGGAUCAAGUUGCAACACCCUCUCCAAGCAAAGUGAAAAGAGGUGGCAUCUGCAGAAAUGGAGCUAAGUGUUCAAGCUCAGCUGAUGUUUUGAGAGAAGCAGAGGAACUCAAAAGUAAAGCUAACAUAUUAAGCAGUACCACAAGGGAAAAAUCAAGUCCUUUGAGAUCACAUUCCAUUAAGAAAGAAAAGCCACGGUCAAGUAACCUUAACAGAAGCAAAACUGGCUCUUUGAGAUCACCUGAGCAUUUUGCGAGUGAAACAACAUCCAAUGUUGACAAAGAAGAUGACUUAGUCUUUGUCAAAAGUGUAGCAAACAGUCCAAAACAGUCAUUUUAUCGCACUAAACAGUCUAACCCAGGAACCACUUCACCCAAGCAACAUCAUGGGAUUUGUAUUCGCUAUAAGGGAGGAAAUCUCCAUCCUUCUAUGAAUAAACCUAAAAAGUUACAAAUAGUAAAAAUUAAUGCUGAUGGAGAAAAUACCCCUCAUUGUGACCAGUCAGCAUUGAAAAGACCACUUCAGCUUUCAACAGAUAUUCACUGCAGAAGUUCAGAUACGUGCUCUGGGACAGUUGCCAUGGCAGCCAAUGGCAAGGGUAACAAUCACAGCCCACUCAAACCUUAUACAAGUACAGGGUGUUCUGCAUCCAAGGAGAAAGCAACAGAAAAUCCUUCAGCAGAAAAUGCACAGGAAUGCCCAGUAUCUACAGAAUGCAAGCAGAUGGAAGAGGUAACUCAAUCUAGCAAUACAAGUAGCGAGGGUGCUUUACCUGUAGCAGCAGCUCUAAGUGAUCUUGAGAUUUUAAAGAAGGUAUUCCCAGAUGCCGACCCCACCUACAUCAGUUCACUUUUGGACAAGUAUGCAGGUGAACCUAACCAGGUAGCCCUGGUGGGUAAAGAGCUAGGAAGUAGCUCUGUCCCUCUGCAUGGGAAAAACAUGAAAAAGAAGGCUAUUCCACCAGUGACUUGGUUCUGGGAAUCAGAAAGUGACAAGCUGGUUCCAUUUACAGAUUCUGAAUGUAAAGCUCUGGAGAAAAAAUUCAAUUCCUGUGACACACAGGAUCAAUCUAGCCAUGCAGGUGUCAAGGCUAUAAGGUUGCCUGGAUCAACCAAACAUUUCAAGGUAAAUUUUGGCCAGAUGAUAAUGGUUUGUGAAAGUGGUCAGAAAACUCCAAUCAUUAGAGUUCCUGGUGGCAGCAACGAAAGGAAAGAAAUAGGUGGUAAAAGCUUAAUUCCACAAGAGGCCCUUAGUGUACCAAGUGACUGGCAGCAACAGACUGGUAGUGCAGAGCUGAUAAGUGUGCGUCCAGGCUCGGCUGAGUGGGAUCAUGUUCAGCGAAGCUUGAAAAGGAGUUUGAAGGCAGCCCAGGUUGUUGACAUACAACAGGUGCAGAACAAGUGGCUUUACAGGAAAUAUGCAAUACAGCGCCAUUUACUGAAAGACAAAAAUGGACCUACAUGCAUCAAUGAAAAGGAGUUGUUUCAUGGUACCAGGCUAACAAAUCCUGAUUCCAUCUGGAUGGGUGAAGAUGGUUUUGACAUGCGGUACUCUGAAAAUGGCAUGUGGGGACGUGGCACUUAUUUUGCUUCAGAGGCCGCAUAUUGCCACAAAGGAUUUGUGUUUUGUGUUGCGCAAACGCAACACUUCCAACUUUUUCUCGCUCAUGUCCUUACAGGAGACAGUGUUUUUCUACGCCCUGACGCAAGCAUAAAAAUGCCUCCUCUGAAAGGAGCAUCUAACAUUCGCUAUGACAGCAUUAAUGGAGUCACAAAUGGUUGUACAGUUUACAUUCUCUAUAAACUUGACAUGGCAUAUCCAGCAUACCUUAUUACUUACACUCUGAGCCAUUAAUCUUAGACCACACGGUAGUUUGAGUAAAAUGCAGUACGCAGGACUCUGAAAAAGGUGCUGACCAGUUGUCUGGGACAAGUAGAUUUUCCUGCUAGGCAAGAAACUUUUCAUUGUCACUUGCCGAAUGGGCAAGGGCCUAUGCAAGUCAUCUCCCAACUAAAAUUAUAAAAAAAAGAAAAGAAAACAGUAAACUAAGACUUGCCUAGGGCAAGCAAAAUUUGAAAGCUUCUUGUGCGAAGGGCAAUCUGGCAUUCAAGUUUUUUUGGAGCCCUGAGUAAGGUUAAAAAUUUUAGUAAUUUUAGGAGACCCUGUUGGGAUAGAAGUCUGACAAGUUACAGGACUCCUAGGUUGGUAAAUUGACCAUGAACAUGAAGACUUGAGCUCUAAUUUUGGCAAUGAGGUGAGUGUCCAAAAUCGGACGGGGGAGAUGCAUACCCUAACCCCUCCCCCUAACAGGGCCUCAUUUAGGUAGACCUCUUGCUACUGUUACAAAAUGACACUCUAGUGUAGAAAAGUUAGUUUAAAAAGUAUCACAAAAAUACGUUCAGUUAGUACCAGGACUUUUGUUGAUGUUUUCAGCAGGAGGGUAACUGUUUUUCACAGGCGAGCAAAACUAUUUGAAACACUUUACCAGAUGUUCAAACCAGGCAGGCCCUUAAUGAAACUCCUGUAGUACUUGCAGGACAUUGUUCUUGAGUUGCUAAAAGUAAGAUGGGGUACCUCUAUUUCACGAGGGCAAGGUUUUAUGACCAGAUUCAUCACAAACUGUAGUGGAGUUGCUUUCAAUUGUUUAAAGAAAGUACAUGAUAAUUUUUUCGAACAUGACUCAAGAACUAAAUUUUGCAAGGAUUACUCUCUCUUGUUAGCCUAACUUAGGGUAUUUCUGAGC